Messenger RNA from Cylicocyclus nassatus, 1932 nucleotides. The record is from the annotation of a GenBank genome assembly. NCBI's taxonomy places the organism in Eukaryota, Metazoa, Nematoda, Chromadorea, Rhabditida, Strongylidae.
AUUUCAUUCACUAAUAACUAUCGACUUUUCCAUGUGUUUCAGAACGAUUACGCUCUGAGACCGGCUUUUUUGGGAAUGUAGAUGGGUUACAACACCCUUCUCCUUUCCGCCUUACUCAUCAUAACUGCUCAGGCUGCGUCUAUACUUGAAUUCCGUGAUCUUGUAGAACAACGCACAGAUGGCAACAAAAUUCGACAGUGCCCUUGCGUCCUUCAUCCGGAAAGCGGCCGAUGUAUCGUCUAUGAUCCACGAUAUCAGGCGACCAGCAUUGAAGAGGCGAUGUACACCUUCCCUGACUUAAGCAGACACGAUGAUAUUUAUGACACGCCGAGCAGUUUGAUGACGGUCGAACCGUUCUUCUGCAGAACAGCUGAAUGCCAACAAUGCUUUAGUCUCCUCUAUUAUCAUCUUAUCGACAGAAGAAUCAUUGACCGUUCCUUUCGGCCUGUGACGCAACUCCUUGACCGAAGCAGUUUAAACCCCUCAAUGUGUCCUCGAUACGUAUUUACAACUGGCACAUAUAGCCCUCCUCAACCAGUUUCCGUACCUGUGCAUGUCCGAACAAUGAUAAGAAAAGGCAUGAUGAGUGCGGGAAAACCUUGGAUACAGAGAGACCCAGUGGCCCAACACAGCAUUCGACAACCGCAGUUCACUGAGCCUCAGUCUUUUCAACAACCCCGUUCCCGAGGCACACAACAACCCCUGCAGCAAAUUUUUGAACAAUCACCAAGAGAAGAAUCACCAAAGCGAGGUUGGUGGAACCCUCCACAAGAGCCAAGAGUUGCCUUCGAUGGCACGAAUACGAUAAAUGGGCCGUCUCCACCGGCACGCACACAAGCGCUUCCUCCUGCUCCUCGCCUUGCUCCCGCUCCUGUUCCUCGCGCACUACCGCCUGUUCCCAGGCCAAAUGUGGCUCCUCCUCCUGCUCCUCGUCCAGCACUAGCCCCUCCUGCGACUGCUCCUCCUCCUCUUCCUCGUCCUCGUAUUGCUGUGGCCCCGCCUCCAGGUGCUCCUCCUCCACCCGUUCCCUUUGGACCACCACCUCGUCCAAUUCCUGUGGCGCCUCCACCUCCACCUCCCGUAGCGCCUCCUCCGCUUCCACCACCACCUCCACCACCGCAUCCGCCACAUCCAGUACCUCCUUUUCCUUUCAGAACAGUAAGGCGUUCCAAACGAAGAUCUUCACCAGUCAUUGGUAAACGAGGUAGUAUCUCCUGCACCAAUCGUGGUGAAACAAAUCGCGGAGAACCUGACGAUAACUUGCUCCCGCUGUGUGGAUUAUGCUGGGUAUGGAGAAAAUUACCUGAUGAUUAUUUCCCUCAAUGGCUUAACGAAGCGAGUUGUCAAGAGGGCGACUUUUGUUUGUCAGGUUGGGGAUCAUGUGUGGAACAAUUCCGAGCUAUAGAUGUCCUCCACAAAGUCAGAGGAAAAUGGGAACCGAAAACGUUGGCUAUAGCGACAUGUUGUGACUGUAAAGUGCGUGCUGGUACAGAGGCUCAUUCACUUGUUAUCGGAGAUCGUAUUGGAGACCGACGUUCUUGAUGCUUUUGUAAAUUUUUGAAAACAGUAAUUCAUAAUAUUUUAGCAAUAAUUUAACUGUAUACCUCAUGCUUUGAAGGAGACAUCAGCUUUAUCAGGACUCCUCUGGAACAUGAGCUUACUCUUUCACAGCAGAUUCAGUCCUUACAAAAGCAUCAUUCGCUUUUUGAAAAAGGAAAGAGAUACUGUAGUUGCGGGCACUACACCUCGUAUCUCGCCUAAGAAUUUCAGAAGAAUGUACUGUAAUCAUUCACGAAAUUGUGAAGCUACAUAUUUCACCGUGUCUUGUCUUGUUCCAUGAAAGAACGAAGUAAAGACAAAUAAUAACAUUCUGAUAAUUUUUCUUGAGCAUAUUUGUUCAUCUUCCCAAUGAAUUAUUCAUUUUGACUGAAA